AUGGUUUGGUAUGGCCAAUGCAUUCCAAGGCACUCGUUUCAUCUUUGGUUGGUGUUAAAGAACAAGCUAAAGACUCAGGAUAGGUUGGCGGUUUGGGAAGCGGGGAGUGAGACAAAUCUUCGUCUCAUGUGCUGUCCCCUUUGUAACUAUGGUCGAGAUUCUAGAGAUCACUUAUUCUUUCAAUGCACUUAUGCGGCUAAGGUGUGGAACAUUGUUAACAGAAGGAUUGAUAUGGGGAAUGUUAAUGAUACGUGGAACUCAAUUCUGGUGUGGAUUGAGCAGAAUUCUGCUUCUAAGAAGCUGGAACACAUUGUUUGUAAGCUGGUUGUUGCGGCUUCUGCAUAUUUCAUAUGGCAGGAGAGGAAUAACCGUCUGUUUUCAAAUGUACAAAGAAACGAAGACACGGUGGCUCAAGUUGUCCUUGAUAUGGUUCGGCUACGUAUUAUGGGAUUCAAGAUCGGAAGAGACGCUAACCAUGGGAAGCUUUUGGAAGCAUGGAGACUGAUGGAAGACGAACCGGGCUGA
Molecule: messenger RNA, 525 nt
Organism: Helianthus annuus (common sunflower)
Lineage: Eukaryota; Viridiplantae; Streptophyta; Magnoliopsida; Asterales; Asteraceae
Exons: 1
Coding region: 1-525 (174 amino acids)
Source: RefSeq, a predicted model, not a curated record